AUGGCCGGUGACCCAGAUCUGAUUGCUGCAAAUGAAUGGUUAGAGCAGGUUACUCGAUUCCUCGAUACUCUUCAUGUCAAGGAUGAUGACUUGAGGGUGGACCUUGCAGCUUGUCAACUUCGACAAAAUGCUCACGAGUGGUGGAAGUAUGCGAAGACUACGGUUGAGGCAAAAUGGGAUGAUGACUUCAAGAAAGCGUUUUUAGCAAAAUAUGUUCCAGAGAUGGCAAAGGAUGCUUUGAGGAGGGAGUUUCAAAACUUAAUUCAGGGCAAUAUGUCAGUGUCACAAUACAAGGCUAGGUUAACAACUCUAUCCGGCUGUGCACCAGAGUUAGUGAGCACUCAGGAACUUAAGGCUAAAAGGUUUAAAAAUGGGCUUCGAUUAGGCAUUAAGGAAAGGGUUGUGGGAAUAAGAUUACGACAGUAUUCAACAUUGGUAGAGGCAGCCAUGGCAGUUAAGGAUACGUUGCAAGAGUCAAAAAGGAUUAGGGAAUCUCGAUCUCAGCAUGGUGGUUCAAGCACACAGUUUGAGGGGCAUCAAGCAAAGAAACAGAAAAUAUCUGGUGGUAGUUCUUCGUUCCAAGGACCACCUCAGCAGUCUCGCUCAAUUCUGGCACAAUCUAUGGGUCAGACUUCUCAAGGUCGUGCUUAUGUUGUUGUGACUCUGAGUACUUCGAAUGCACUAGCAGACUAUCUUGCACCUCCCGAUAGGUCUGUUGUGAGAGGCCUUAGCAUUGACGUACUAGAUACACCAUUGCUUAUAGAAACUUCGAUAAGGGGUAGAACCGUCUUGAGUAGAGUUUGUAAAUCUUGUGAGAUAGAGAUUGCUGAUCGUCGUUUGGUGUUUGAUUUUAUUGUUUUAGACAUGACGGGGUUUGAUGUCAUCCUUGGGAUGGAUUGGUUUACUACUUACCGAGCUAAUAUUGAUUGUCAUAAACAAAGUCACGGAGGAUUGAGCCUUCUCUUUGCGAUCACUCUAGCAGAUGAAAGUAGUGUGGUUCGCGGGCAACUACCGCCGGCAGUUUUUGAAUUUCCGGAUGUGUUUCCAGAAGACUUGUUUGAGUUGCCACCAUGUCGUGAAAUUGACUUCUCCAUCGAUCUCGUACUGGGUGCACCGGCAUUAUUUGCUAAAAAGAAAGACGGUUCCUUGCGUUUAUGUGUAGACUAUCGAAAACUGAAUCGAGUGACUGUGAAGAAUAAGUACCCUUUGCCAAGGAUAGAUGACUUGUUUGAUCAGCUUAAGGGUUCGACUUGCUUUUCCAAGAUAGAUCUUAGAUCUGGCUACCAUCAAUUAAGGAUCAAAGAGGAGGAUAUAGCAAAAAUAGCUUUUCGAACGCGUUAUGGACAUUAUGAGUUUCUAGUAAUGCCAUUUGGCUUGACAAAUGCCCCCGCGGCCUUUUAUGGAUUUUAUGAAUCAAAUUUUUCAUCGGAAGUGCAUGGAAAACACUUGAGAACAGUAUUGCAGCUUUUUAAGGAACACAAAUUGUAUGCUAAGUAUGAGAAGUGCGAAUUUUGGCUUUCGGAGGUGAAAUUUCUCGGACAUGUGGUCUCUAGGGAUGGGGUGCUAGUUGACCCGAGAAAGGUGGAGGAUGUUAUGAAUUGGAUGCGACCGAAGAAUGUGUUCGAAAUUUAA
This is a messenger RNA of Rhododendron vialii, 1632 nucleotides long. RefSeq lists its product as uncharacterized. The record is from RefSeq and is a predicted model, not a curated record. NCBI's taxonomy places the organism in Eukaryota, Viridiplantae, Streptophyta, Magnoliopsida, Ericales, Ericaceae. The transcript is spliced from 6 exons. Bases 1 to 1632 code for a protein of 543 amino acids.